Syzygium oleosum is the source of this 801-nucleotide messenger RNA. RefSeq names its product dof zinc finger protein DOF1.2. Gene Ontology annotation, biological process: regulation of DNA-templated transcription. Gene Ontology annotation, molecular function: DNA-binding transcription factor activity; DNA binding. The record is from RefSeq and is a predicted model, not a curated record. The transcript has a single exon. Bases 1 to 801 code for a protein of 266 amino acids. NCBI's taxonomy places the organism in Eukaryota, Viridiplantae, Streptophyta, Magnoliopsida, Myrtales, Myrtaceae.
AUGUUCGCACCCUCGAGCGACCAAGCAGCGCUGUUCCAGCGGUGGGGGACCGCAAGCCACAGUGGCGUCCCCGCUGCCGCUCCGAACUGCCCCCGCUGCACCUCCGGCAACACCAAGUUCUGCUACUACAACAACUACAGCCUCUCUCAGCCCCGGUACUUCUGCAAGUCCUGCCGACGGUACUGGACCAACGGCGGCUCGCUCCGCAACAUUCCCGUCGGCGGCGGCUGCCGCAAGAACCGCCGCAGCACGAAGCCCUCCUCCAGGUCGCAGGCUCCGGGCUCUGGCCAGCCCGAGCGCGCUUCCCUGGCUGGUGGUCAGCCUGACUCAGUGGACAAGGAUCAGAGUGUCGAGUCACCUCAGGGUGGCUCGCCGGCCACCACAGCUGGUGCGAUGGAUAUCGAUAUGGCGGCGGUUUUCGCCAAGUUCUUGAAUAAUGAGCAGACCAAGUCCAGCUCUCAAGAUUUGACAGGUUCGACCUCUAGCGCGGUGACCCCGGAUAGUGUGCAGACGUCAGCGUCGCUUGACCUCGUUGGAGAGCAGGCUGAGCCGCCUCUGGAAGUGCCUCACGUUGAAGGGCUGUUCAUGGAAACAAAUGGUUUCGGUCACCAUGAAUCAGCGGACGACUUGUUAUGGGGCGAUACGACGUCCUGCUCGGCGAAUUUCGCGUGGCAGCCCAUGUUGCAGUUACAGGAGAUUGGAACGUCACCGUCCGACGAUCAGUUCAGAUUGCUUCCGACGAAUGAUAAUUUUUGGAGCUCAUUUGAUCUUGCGGGGUUUGAGCUCUCCUCGAGGCCUUGA